UUUCCAGGCCUGCUACUUCGGUUCUUUCAUAUUUCCCACAAUUCCAUCGUGUGUCCUCUUCCGGUGUAGAACCCCUACGUGUGGCAGAAUCAGCUACCGAAAUGGCAAAGUCAAAGAAUCAUACCACCCACAACCAGUCUCGCAAAUGGCACAGAAAUGGCAUCAAGAAGCCAAAGUCCAACCGUUAUGAGUCGUUGAAGGGGGUUUGCCCUAAGUUCUUGAGGAACAUGCGUUUUGCCAAGAAACACAACAAGAAGGGGGCGCAGGCCAUUGCCAAGAAAUAAAGCAGCAGAGAUAUUCCAGAGGCACCACAUUACCAUCUUUCUUAAUGGACUCUGUACUACCACAUCAAUAAAGCCAUGGUUUGUUAAGGA
Messenger RNA from Sardina pilchardus (European sardine), 374 nucleotides. It is a transcript of the gene rpl29, whose product is annotated as ribosomal protein L29. The record is from RefSeq and is a predicted model, not a curated record. Gene Ontology annotation, cellular component: ribosome; cytosolic large ribosomal subunit. Bases 102 to 284 code for a protein of 60 amino acids. Gene Ontology annotation, molecular function: structural constituent of ribosome. The transcript is spliced from 4 exons. NCBI's taxonomy places the organism in Eukaryota, Metazoa, Chordata, Actinopteri, Clupeiformes, Clupeidae. Gene Ontology annotation, biological process: cytoplasmic translation.